GUGAAGACGGCCACAAAGGUCGCGGAAGCACCUCGGUUCUUGCAGUUUGUCACUGCUGCCUAUCGACCGCCGGAGCUGUGGCCCCUGCUUCGCAAAAGGGAUGCAGAGUGUGGUGUCAGCAAGAACGUGGUGCAAGCAGUGGCCCGAGCCGUGGAAGACACGCAGCAGCUUAACGAAGUGUGGAUGCCACCAACAGCUUUCGUGCUCGAUUUCGGCACGGAGCUGAUGGCCCAGGCAAACAUGGCCUACAUCAAAAUCAAAGAGACAUGCAGAACGCCGGUGAACCGCGGCAUCUGUUUGCUUCAUGCGACGUCUCGGCUGCAUUAA
Molecule: messenger RNA, 327 nt
Organism: Symbiodinium necroappetens
Lineage: Eukaryota; Dinophyceae; Suessiales; Symbiodiniaceae
Source: the annotation of a GenBank genome assembly